Molecule: messenger RNA, 1914 nt
Organism: Penicillium samsonianum
Lineage: Eukaryota; Fungi; Ascomycota; Eurotiomycetes; Eurotiales; Aspergillaceae
Product: GMC family oxidoreductase
Exons: 3
Coding region: 1-1914 (637 amino acids)
Biological process (GO): secondary metabolite biosynthetic process
Molecular function (GO): flavin adenine dinucleotide binding; oxidoreductase activity, acting on CH-OH group of donors
Source: RefSeq, a predicted model, not a curated record
AUGAGAUUGAUAUCACAGAUUUUCCAUGCGACCAUCGCAGUUGCUGUGGUCGGCGCUGUGGUCCCCGAGGGGCCAUCGAGCUCACAAACCCAUCACAAUGAGCACGCGCGGCGCAUGCUGGGGUCCUCCUUUGGCAUCCCCAAGAAUCAAACGUUUGAUUACAUCGUUAUUGGCGGGGGCACGGCCGGUUUGACAAUCGCAACGCGAAUGGCCGAACAGGGUGUCGGCUCAGUCGCCGUUAUUGAAGCGGGAGGCUUCUAUGAGCUGAACAAUGGCAAUCUUAGCCAGAUCCCCGCCCAAGAUGCCUUCUACGUGGGCACCGAUCUCGACGAUUGGCAGCCCGGCAUCGAUUGGGGCUUUCACACCACCCCUCAAGCGAUAUCAAAGGCUGAUGCAUCUGAUCUAGGGCGCCUACAACCGGGUGAGCCACUACGCGCGGGGCAAGUGCUUGGGGGCAGCUCGGCGCGCAAUUACAUGGCGUAUCAACGGGGCACCAAGGCGGCGCACCAGCAGUGGGCAGACACCGUGGGGGAUCCCAGCUAUGCCUGGGACAAGUUCCUGCCAUUUUUCGAGAAGAGCCUUAAUUACACCCCUGCAGACGACGCGCUGCGCGGGGCCAAUGCCAGUGUCGUGAACGAUCCAACCGUGUUGGGCACCGGGGACGGCCCCUUAUCCGUCACCUAUCCUCACUACGCCCAGGCUUUCGCAACAUGGGCGAAACAUGCCUUCGUGGAGAUCGGUCUCCAGAUACGCAGCGGGUUCCAGAGUGGAGCACUUUUAGGCCAGUCCUAUGGUCUCUAUACUAUCAAUGCUACGACCAUGCAUCGCGAGUCGUCCGAGACCUCUUUCCUGCGCCAGGGCCUCGCCGAUCCAAACCUCACGGUCUUCCAAUCCGCCCUGGCGAAACGCAUCCGUUUCCACGGUAAGCGAGCUGUUGGAGUCGACGUGGAGACAAUGGGAUAUCCGUACACGCUCUCCGCACGCAAGGAGAUUGUACUCUCGGCAGGGGCCUUGCAAUCCCCCCAGUUGCUCAUGGUUUCCGGUGUGGGCCCCGCGGCCACACUGAAGGCGCAUGGUAUUCCCCUCGUGGCGGACCGGCCUGGCGUGGGCCAGAACAUGCAGGAUCAUAUCAUCUACGCUCCUUCCUACCGGGUGAAUGUCAUCACGCAGUCGGCCCUGUUAAAUGAGGCGUUCGAGGCCCAGGCCAACCGCGACUACAACGAACGAGCGGCGGGCAUCUACGCCAAUCCCACAUCGGACAUCCUGGCGUGGGAAAAGAUCCCUGAACCCAAGCGGUCGGCCUGGCUCUCGAAUCACACCCUUCAGGUGCUCGCUGAAUAUCCGGAUGACUGGCCAGAGGUGGAGUUCCUGACGAUGGGGGGAUAUUUCGGCUACCAGAGAAACUAUAUCCGAGACAACCCCAGUGACGGCUAUAAUUACGCCUCGCUUGCGGUCUCGCUCUGUACGCCACGCUCGCGGGGAAAUAUCACGAUCACGUCGCCCGAUGCGGCGGUGCCACCGUUGAUCAAUCCCAACUGGCUCACCGAUCCGGUGGAUGUUGAACUCGCGGUGGCAGCAUUCAAGCGGACCCGUGACUUCUUUAAUACCACUGCCAUCAAGCCCAUUCUUAUCGGGCCUGAAUACUUCCCGGGCUCUCAGGUCGCCACGGAUGCGGAAAUUCUGGAUCAUGUCCGGAAGAGCUUCGAUACCAUUUUCCACGCCUCCUGUACAUGUGCAAUGGGCCGGGUAAAUGACCCCCAGGCAGUGGUGGACUCUAAAGCCCGAGUCAUUGGCAUUGACGCCCUGCGCGUGGUGGAUGCCUCGGCCUUGCCGUUCCUACCACCAGGCCACCCCCAGUCCACAAUUUAUGCACUGGCAGAGAAGAUCGCGUGCGAUAUUUCGGGCAAUUGUUAA